UUAUUUUUAUUUUUUCAGGAAAAUAUCGCAUGCAAUGAUACGCAGCCAAUAAGAGAUGACAUAAAUAUGUUAGACAAUGUGCGGUUAUUGUGCCGUGAAUUUGAUUCAUUAGCAUACAUUUGGACUUCGAAUAAUAAAAUUGAUGGUGCCAAAAUAAUUGUGGAAUUGAUAUCACACGAUAAACUGGACAUGCAUUUGAUAUUGGAGAUGAAUUCGUCGUACAUUCGUCUUAACAAUCUAAAGCCCAAUACCGAAUACGCUGCUAGAUUCCGAAAGCUGGUCAACGGUACUACAUAUCAUAUAAUGGAUACACCGAUCUACAAGACAUUGGACGAUGGAAAAAUUUUAGGCUCGGUGCACACAAUUAAAAUUUCCAACUUUACCGUGGCUAUCAAUUCUACAAUAAACAUGACACUGGCCUGGACGCCAUCGAAUGACAUGAAUUGUCGUCACAAAAUCGUUUAUCACCCGAACGAUUUAAGCGAAAGAUUGAAAUCUCAUAUUGUGGACAUCAGAGAAUCGAAUUCUGUCAAAUUAAACAGUUUGACUGUGGACAUGGAAUAUACAGUUUUUGUACAAUCGUACUAUAGAAAUAAGUCGUUGAUCGUCACUGGCAACCCAGUGGAAUUCAAAUUCACGACGCCGUCGUGUCAGGAAAUCAACAAAUUCAACAUGUUGGACUUGUGCCCCCCGGGAAAACCGUUCGACGUGAAGCUGUCCGAGGCGCUAUCGACGCGCAGCAGCACUCACGAGGGCAGCAGCAGAUACGACGUCAGGGUGCACUGGAAGAGUCCGAACACGGGCGGCCGGGGAGUGGACUAUUUCAGGGUGAAGUUGGACAACGAGGCGAAGAACGUGUCGG
Molecule: messenger RNA, 862 nt
Organism: Melanaphis sacchari
Lineage: Eukaryota; Metazoa; Arthropoda; Insecta; Hemiptera; Aphididae
Exons: 5
Molecular function (GO): protein binding
Source: RefSeq, a predicted model, not a curated record